Malania oleifera is the source of this 1484-nucleotide messenger RNA. RefSeq lists its product as uncharacterized. The record is from RefSeq and is a predicted model, not a curated record. Bases 297 to 1154 code for a protein of 285 amino acids. Lineage: Eukaryota; Viridiplantae; Streptophyta; Magnoliopsida; Santalales; Ximeniaceae. The transcript is spliced from 3 exons.
AUAUUCUUGAAAUCUGAUGAGAAGUUAUGGAGAUUAUUGAAAUCUUAAGAAAAUGGCAAGGUGGCUGAAUGUCAUUUCACCAACUUCUUCUUCUUCUUCUCCUUCUUAUUGUUCUUCUUCUUCUCCCCGUCUCUGGUCCUGUGUAAACCCAUUAUCCUCCUAUUUAUACCCGUCGUCCAGCGGCAGUUACAGCCAUAGCCACCAACUGAACUCAUAAAAAUAUCCAAAUAUCCUCUCUCUCUCUCUCUCUCUCUCUCUCUCUCUCUCUCUCUCUCUCUCUCUCUCUCUCUCUGAGAAUGGAAGCCAGCAAAAAUUACAACGACCUCGUGAUUAUGAACGACGAUCAGCUGCGAACACUCGCCGAGAAAAUCCGCUACCAGGAAGCCACCGUCAUCCACCAGACCAAUUUCAAAACCCAAAAGGAGCGCGACGAGUUCCUCUACGACAGCAAAUCCAACCAGGAGUCCGUCCUCGCCCUCCUCGCCACCGGCCAAGAAGUGGUAACCAACUACCAAGACGACGCCGUUAAGGGCCCCAUUACACGCGACUUGCAUCUCUACAUCGUCAACUGCUGCAACAGCGCCCUCCAGACCGUCCCCAGCUUCCACGUCAGGAAGGACUACCUCCAGAAAAUACGCGACCACGUGGACGUGCUCCUCAGCGUCCUUGACGACCUGAACGCCGCCGACCAAAAGGCCGUCGUCGUGGUGGGCGAUGGCGUCGUCCAGUACAAGAAUGCCAUGUUGAUUUACACCCGACAGUUCAAUAGCACCCUCUCCUCCAACUUCUCCGCCGCGCUUAAGGACGAACGCAUCAAAUACGAGAAGCUGGUGCAAAGGUAUGUGGACAAGCUUGGGUUUCAAGGGCACUUCAAGGACCUAGACGAGGAACAAAAGGCACAAAUGUAUGAGUCAAUUAUUGCUACAUUGGCGCGAGAAUCAUCUCCAAUCAAGGAUGUGAUGUCUACAACAUCUAAGGUUAAAGGUGAUGCUGUGAAGCUUUACAAAGUGGGGUCAAUGGUGUGGGAUAUAUACUUGUCUGAUCACAAAUUUAAAACAGCGACACGUGAUACAUCUCUCCCCUACCAGAUGGUGUGGCUUUGGCUCGUGCGAUUGCACAUGAUGGAACUGAAGAUCCUAAUGCCAAUUCCAUAAAUUGAUAAGUGCAUACUUCUAAAGAUAAAUAAUUUUCCCCGGGGGGGGGGGGUGUUGGUUGAACUUUUACAUAAAAUUUGCAAUUUACCAAUUAUAUAAUGUCAUAUUAGUGCUCAAAUCCACACUAGUGAAGCAUGUGGUUUCAUGUGAAUUUCAUAUCACUUUAUUGAGUUCAAACACUAAAAUAUCAUUUUGUAAUUCUACAUGGAGAGUCUAUCUAUGUUUCCGCACUCACAAAGUUGCUUGUAUGGGUUGUGAAUCAAGGGUUUAUCUUUUGUAUUAAGGCAAAUUCACUAUAAAUAAAUGUGCCUAUUAUCAGCUUAUGUAUAA